AGGUUGCCAUUCGACAGUGGGCUUUUAAUUGCUAACAAUCAUCCAUUACUUGACUUCUAGCACCUACCUUUUCACCCCUCUAUCCUAAGAAGCCAGGCCCGAGGCCCUUGGCAACAACUUGGCUUGCCUACCGCCACAUGCAAACCACUACUCCUUAGUCCUCGGUCCUCCACCCAAUGGGUAAUUGAGGCGCGUUAACAGCUGACGCAUGCGGCCAAGAGACACAGUGACACGAGUCUCCAGCCGUGGAUACUUCGCAGCUCAAAUCCUCAACCUCUACUCCUCGUACCUCCAUUUCGACAGAUAAACACGUUGGCUUACCGUGGCCUAGUUGUUUGGAAAAGUUGUGGACAGGCCCCGAAACUCGCGGUCUCACCACAAACCCGCCACUACUGGAGCGUCCCCAAGGGUUUUCUCGGAUGGCCUGGUUGUGGCACAGACAGGAUGCCCUCAGAAUCUGGCCGUCGUGGAGCAGGGCCUCCUAGUGAGAAGAAGGUUGAGAAGUCAUACCUCGCCAGCGCUGUCGACUCGCUCAACCCUUGGACGACUAGUCGAAGCAUUUCUCCCGCGCCGAAACAAAAGGAGAUGCCACCGCCUUCAAAACCCGUGCCCGCCCCAUCUAAGAAGGCCGAUGACCACAGCAUCAAUACUCUCUAUGGCCAGAGUUUCAAGAGAUAUCCUGCCGACUGUCCACCGCUAAAUGUACUAUGGUUUCAUGCCGUUGAUGUCCCGAAGCGGAAGCCUCAGUUUCUGAAGGGGAAAAGAGAGAAGGAAGAGCAACAGAAGCCGGUUGCCCCGAAGAAGUUCGUCGCAUUCACUACUAAUGACUCCCGAUGUAUCGAGCUCGCAUACCAACAGUUGCUGGAGGAACUUGAGGAUGCACGUGGAAGGGGCCCAACCCGCCAAAACCCGCGGUCAAGUUCCCAAGGAGGCCAUGCUGUGGUCAGCGAAGAUGCGCAAAGCAUUAGCCUCGACCAGGAGACGGUUCCCAGAUCUGAUGGUGUGCGAGUUCCCGUUAACGAGGACUUCUUGUUCGAUGUAGACAUCGAGCAACGCGAGCUUGCUCCUGUGUACUGGUUGGGUCCUGUCUACGAUGUGCGCCGAGGAAGCUGGUUUUAUCAAGAAGGAAGUGCGCUCCGGCCCUGUGAAGAAAAUCUAGCAGCUCAAAUCGAGGAGGGUUACCUAAAAUGCAGACCCUGGGCGUACCCUGCGCCUAGAAGUCGCUGUAAUUCCGGCAUGGCCCAAGAUAUUACCCCUAAAGCUUCAAGGGAUAACUUGAGGGCUGCAGCUGCAUCUCAAGCGGAGAGUUCGAGCAAGCCUCCUCCUUCGCCAGCUGGACCACAGCACCAGCCUCUGAACUAUCGACUCUUUGGGACAUACAUGAACAGCACUGUAACUUACUCAGACGCGACCACUGCCUGGCUUACCUCUGACAGUAUGCUCUCCUGGGUGACCUCAACAGUAUAUCAGAGAUUCGCUGGGGGUGGCUACAUGAGCGGCGUGAAGUUGGUUCGUGGUUACUCGGAGCCUGGCAAAACAAAGGAGGACAAGCGUCCCGCAACUCCCAACAUGGCCACGAUGCCAACGAAUCAGGAAGCUGAGGACGAUCCAAAGGCUCUUAAGUGGAGGUCCGCUCCGCCCCUCUCCCGUGCUGACUCGGCCGCCAGCCUUCAGGAGGAGGCCGCCUCUGAGAUGGAAAGACAAGAGAACAGACUAAAGCGGCAAUUUUCGUCUUACAUUGAGAAUUCGGAUGAUCCAGUCAAGCAGGAAGAACAGAUUCGGAAACGCGAGGAGCAAGAGAUCCAAGAUGACUACAGCGCCCCUGCCGGCGAGACCCAGGGGCGAGAGAUUGAGCAUCUGGUCUUAGUGACACAUGGAAUUGGCCAACUUCUCGGAUUAAGGAUGGAGAGUCUCAAUUUUGUACACGAUGUCAACGUCUUCCGCAAAACAAUCAAGGGCGUGUACACUCACUCGGCCGAUUUACGAGCGCUCAACGCGGAGACUGGGGACAGUUCCAAUAAUUGUCGAGUUCAGGUCCUGCCAGUCUGCUGGCGACAUCUCCUGGACUUCCCCAAGCGCCGGGAGAAGAAAGCAGAACAUGACCUAGGAACGACUUUCGACGACGAAGAUGAUUAUCCAUCGCUGGAAGAUAUCACCAUAGAAGGCAUGGCCUUCGCCCGGUCGCUAAUAUCCGACUUAGCCUUGGACGUCUUGCUGUACCAAUCGGCGUACCGAGAGCAAAUUGCUGAAAUUGUGCUGAAGGAGUCUAAUCGGAUCUAUAAGCUCUUUACGGAACGUAAUCCCGAGUUCAAGGGCAAGGUGCAUAUUGUCGGGCAUAGCUUGGGAUCCGCCAUCAUGUUUGACAUUCUCUGCAGGCAAAAAGAAAAGCUCAAGCAUGCUGAACAGCCCCGUAACCCGCUGCGCAUCUGGCCUGCCAACGACCGACCCGAAUCGUCAAAACAUCCGCGGGAGCUCGCGUUUGGCUUUGAUGUUGAAGACUUGUAUUGUCUCGGUUCGCCCAUUGGUCUCUUCCAGAUGCUUAAGGGGCGGACGAUCGGGGCUCGACACCUGCAUGGCGCCGCAACCGAAUCACCGCUUGACUCAGAAUACAUGGACGACCCAUUCUCCACCGCGACGUUGGAUCAGCGUGUCUCUCCCAUCACAGGGCUACCCUUUUCUAUCUCGUCGCCCAAAGUAGCACAGCUCUUCAACAUCUUCCACCCUUCGGACCCAAUCUCGUACCGAAUGGAACCGCUUAUCUCGCCUGCGAUGGCCUCUCUAAAGCCUCAGGCACUUCCGUACACAAAAAAGGGGAUAUUCAACUCUGUGACCCCGCAGGGCUUAUCUGGCAUCGGUGUCAAGGUUGGGCAAAGCGUCUCAGGUCUUUGGAGCAGUAUAAGCGGCGGCAUUGCCAGUUCUCUGCUCAACCGCAGUCUUGGCCUGAGCAACGAGGACGUAGCAAAUCUGACAGCAAAUUCGAACUCUGCAGCGGCAGCCAGCACACCGCAGCCACACUCGUCUUCGUCCACGCUAUCCCCAGGCGCCGGGACCAAUAUCACCGGGGGCGGUGUCAUCGACCUAACUUUGCAGUCCGAGAAGUCAGCUGCCCGCAAGAGGGUCCUCGCACGGCAGAACGCAGCUGGCUCCUCUUCCACACAAGAUCCAUACAACGAAAAUGCUACGCUAAUCGACGAAGAACUGGAGACCUUGUACACCCGCUUCCAGAAGAAGCGCGUGGAGGAAUACAAGGAAGCAGCUAGCCGUGCGGACGAGGGUCAAGAGCUCGGUGAUGCCUGGGCCGCAGAGGAGCAGAACGCCCAGAAGUACAGACGGGAAGAGCUUAAGGUGCGGGCUCUUAACCGGAACGGGAGGGUCGAUUACAGUAUCCAGGAGAGCGUGCUCGACUUCAAUCCUAUCAAUACCAUUGCCUCUCACAUGGCGUACUGGCAAGACGAGGACGUAAGCCACUUUGUCCUAUCGCAGCUCCUUGCCAAUAAGUCCAAGUCAACUACGGCACAUGGGCAGGGUAAGGAUGUGGCAUAGUAAAUAGGGGUAGAUAAAAUUGCUCGCAGAGCCUCUAUCUAGCUAUCUAGUCUCAUUCAUAGUGUUGUGUGGACAAUAUUCGCCGGAGACAGGUGGGGAAUCACAAUCAUCAGCCGUGCUGCUCCUAGCUCACCCCAGGUCUAGUAAACCAGCGUAUUAUUAGUGAAGCAUACAACUCUCCACCUCCAAUCCCGACUUGAGCUUUGUUUGCAUAGAUUGGCUAGAUUCUCUGGGGAGACUGCACAGGGUACGGGAACGCACAUUUGUUGAUAGAGUGUGGGCCGGAGCAAUUGCCAGACUUACAGUGGAUGUCGUCAGCU
Messenger RNA from Pseudomassariella vexata, 3863 nucleotides. RefSeq names its product DDHD domain-containing protein. Gene Ontology annotation, molecular function: glycerophospholipase activity; metal ion binding. Bases 445 to 3543 code for a protein of 1032 amino acids. The record is from RefSeq and is a predicted model, not a curated record. The transcript is spliced from 5 exons. Gene Ontology annotation, cellular component: cytoplasm. Lineage: Eukaryota; Fungi; Ascomycota; Sordariomycetes; Amphisphaeriales; Pseudomassariaceae.